Molecule: messenger RNA, 2658 nt
Organism: Ciona intestinalis (vase tunicate)
Lineage: Eukaryota; Metazoa; Chordata; Ascidiacea; Phlebobranchia; Cionidae
Source: RefSeq, a predicted model, not a curated record
AUUAAUUUUAGCAGUAGAUCGAUUUACCGAUUUUGCUAAAACUUAAAGGGGGGUCAAAAAUGCUGCAUUAAUAAAAGAAACGAAGUGGUUUUGCUUUGUGUGGACAGUAGUUACCGGACAGGGGAUUUAAACAACUGAAGAGAAAGAAACUUUAAACAUGAGGAGAAAAUCACGUUAUUUAUUCGUCGUGUUUAUAAUAUGGUCGUCGGGCGUCUUAUAUUACUUUACCACGUUUGGAAGACAAGAUCAAUUUUCAUCAAAAGCUAAAGAUUCGGGCUACACCAGUGAAGAAGGAAAGUACAACCCAAAGUUGAGCAAUGUAAAAGAUUCCUUAGAAGUCAUUGAAGAAACUAGAUUCGAUAAAGAUGGUUACGGCGAUAUAGGGGACCCUAAUAACAGAGAGGAUAAUUAUAAGAAGAAAGACGUGCUGGGGAAGCUAUGGAACAGUCACCAUCCUACUGAGAGGGACGACGAUAAACUAAGAUUCAGGUCACAGUCGAUACAGCAGCAGCAUAGGAACCAUGGGAUUCCCUGGAGAGAUUUUGACGAAUCCAGUUACAUAAGCGCGACCGCGAUCCAUCACGGCGAGGAUAAAUAUAAAAGAAACAAAUUCAACCAACAAGCGUCGGAUAAAUUGAAAUGUGAUCGACCGGUUCCGGACACUAGGAAUGGAUUAUGUUCCAGCAAUUCCUGGGACCUCUCCAAGCUCCCAGCAACCAGCGUUAUCGUUACUUUCCAUAACGAGGCAAGAUCGACUUUACUACGAACAGUGGUGUCCGUAUUAAACAGGAGCCCACCUAGUUUGGUGAGGGAGAUUAUAUUGGUGGACGACUUUAGCGAUAAUGCUGAGGAUGGCCAACUUCUGGCACAAAUUGAAAAAGUUCGAGUUUUACGAAACAACCAACGAGAAGGUUUAAUGCGGUCACGGAUCCGCGGUGCUGACGCUGCAGCCGCCCCUGUAUUAACUUUCCUUGAUUCCCACGUCGAAUGUAACAAGAAUUGGUUAGAACCUUUACUACAGCGUAUAGCUGAUGAUAGGACGGCGGUCGUUUGCCCGAUUAUCGAUGUGAUUAACAUGGAUAACUUUGAAUAUAUUGGAGCAAGCGCCGAUCUACGAGGAGGCUUUGAUUGGAACCUGGUGUUUAAAUGGGACUACAUGUCAUCUGAGGAACGCAGAAGCAGAGCAGGAAACCCUACAGCACCAAUAUCCACACCUAUGAUAGCUGGUGGUUUAUUCUCAAUGGAUAAAUCCUACUUCAAUCAACUCGGUAAAUAUGAUACGGCUAUGGAUGUUUGGGGGGGAGAGAACUUAGAAAUCUCGUUCCGUGUUUGGCAAUGUGGUGGAAGGUUGGAAAUUAUCCCCUGUAGUAGGGUGGGACACGUGUUUAGGAAACAACAUCCUUAUACCUUUCCUGGGGGAAGUGGGAACGUAUUUACCAGAAACACCAGACGUGCCGCCGAGGUGUGGAUGGAUGAUUACAAGGAAUAUUAUUACGCAGCUGUGCCAUCGGCAAAACUUAUACCGUUCGGAAAUAUUGAGAAUCGUUUACAAAUACGUGUAAGAAAUCAAUGCAAGCCGUUCAAGUGGUAUCUGGAGAAUGUAUAUCCUGAACUAAGAGUGCCAAGUAAGGAGUCAGUAGCCUUUGGUUCAAUAAAGCAGGGUGUGAACAAAUGUAUUGAUACGUUGGGUCAUGUACAAGAAGGUUCUAUUGGCUUGUACGAGUGUCAUGACUCAGGGGGUAACCAGGAGUUCUCUAUGAACAAAGAAAUGCAAAUCCGACAUCAAGAUCUUUGUUUUACGGCCGGGGAGGGCGCUAGAGAGGGAAGUAUCAUCAAGUUACGACAUUGUGAUGAAAACAACACAAUGCAGAAAUUUGAGCAAAGCAAGAGCCAACUUCGUCUCUACCAAUCAUCCUACUGUAUCGACAGUCGCCAUGAAAGAGACAUGGGUCUCAUACUGUCCAAAUGUGACCACAGUCGUAGCCAGCAGUGGAGGUUUAGCAUGGGUGACUUGACCCAUUAACCUUCUUACUUUUGCUUCUUGCUGCCUUCUUCAUUUGCAACCUAGGGAAUUCUGUGUGACGUCAUAAUAACCAGUAUGCAGCGUCCUUGUGACGUCAUUAUCCGCUAAUAUGUCGCAAUCGGUUCGUAUUUUAACCUGACAUUAUGGUACAUACUCUUAACAGCCUCGCCGCUUUUUUAACUUUACUAAUCAUGUGAUGACAUCAUCACCUAUGACGUCAUCAGCUGUGAUGUCAUAACGCAUAGCAGUCGCGACGCACUUACGCCGAUAAAACAACUCAUUACAACGGUACAAUUAUUUUUCCUUUGUCUUAAAUUAUCGAGAUUUUAUUAAUUGAGUCUGUUACGUAGUAUGACGUCACUAAUCUAUGAUGUCAUCAAUCUAUGACGUCACAAAAGUAGUAGACCAAGAUUGGAUGUGCAAUAUUCAAAGACAUGAUUUACCUUGAUUUCUGCAAUAGAUCUAAUUUAGACUCCUAACAUGUAUACGCCAUAAAGCUAUUAACCCGCAAUUUUAUUUAUUUUUUGCCAACCGAACGACUGUGUUUUUAAACUGGAGUUUUUUAGCCAUGAGCUUUUCGCCGCAACACACAGUCACUAUUGCAGCAUUGUGCUAAUAAAAUGUUAAAAAGAUCA